CGUGUUUGUGUGUGUUAUGGAGAUGAAUCGCAGGAUUGUAACAGUACUGUAUAAUGUUUGAAACAUUGACGUGGCUGUAGGCGGCGCGAGCGCUAGCAGCUGUCAACAUCACCUGACGCCGUGACGUCACACGCAGCACCCAAAAUGGCGGAACAACAACAACACAGCAGAGCCCCGGAGGAUGAGGACGAGGCGCACGAGAUGCUGGAUCUGACCGCAUGCGUCCGGACGCAGCAGUGGUGGAGCGCCGUGUUCGGGAGCAGCUCCGGACCCAUCGCCCAGAAACACUCGGUGACCACUCAGAUCCUGACGGGUGGAGCGGCCGGCUGGUGUGUGGGGUAUCUGUUCCAGCGUGUGGGGAAGAUCACCGCUACAGCCGUCGGAGGAGGACUCCUGCUGCUGCAGAUAGCCAAUCACAGCGGAUACGUCCAAGUCGACUGGAAGAAAGUGGAGAAGGAUGUUAACCAGGCAAAGAGACAUCUGAAGAAGAACACCAAUACAGCCGCACCUGAGAUCAACACGGGGGUGCCCAACCCUGCUCCUAGCUAUAAUCACAUGAAUGAAUGUUUUGUGUAA
Messenger RNA from Cyprinus carpio (common carp), 576 nucleotides. Its product is annotated as FUN14 domain-containing protein 1-like. The record is from RefSeq and is a predicted model, not a curated record. Gene Ontology annotation, biological process: autophagy of mitochondrion. Gene Ontology annotation, cellular component: mitochondrial outer membrane. Lineage: Eukaryota; Metazoa; Chordata; Actinopteri; Cypriniformes; Cyprinidae.